GCUCUUAAACACUGACCACAAUUAAGUCAAUGUCUCUUAGUAACAACAGAUAAGUAUAAUCUGAUAUUUUGUUCUAGGCAAUUUAAUUUUUUUUCUUUUCUUUCUUUCUUUUUUUCCACCCAUUGGGAGGAAGAAUGAGGUCUGUGCAUAUUUUAAUAAUUUUUGCCGAGUUGCUGGUAAUUUCUUUACGAUCUGCGGCUUUAUCCAGUGAUGCUUACCCUUCUGGUUAUGGCGAUGAAUCGGGGACUUGUGUCGGAAUUGGUGAUACGAUCUCGAGUCCUUCGAGAAGGGAAGUUUAUGAUAACGGAGAAAUAAUUGACAUCACACACAGGUUCACUCCCAAUACACCUGUGGGGAGUUCUACCGAGGGCGUCGGUCGGUUUCUAACGCUGUUGGAGAGCAUGAAGAAUGGCUCGGACUAUAAUUUCUCGGAAAUGAAAUUACCUGUGCACUCUGGUACUCAUGUUGAUGCACCAGGGCAUAUGUAUGAUAACUACUUCGAUGAAGGAUAUGAUGUGGAUACACUUGAUCUUAGAGUUCUUAACGGUCCAGCGUUGCUUGUUGAUGUUCCAAGAGAUAAGAAUAUAACUGCUGAAGUUAUGGAGUCCUUAAAUAUUCCCAAGGGAGUGAAAAGAGUGCUAUUUAGAACACUAAACACUGACAGGCGUCUUAUGUACAAAAAGGAAUUCGACGCGAGUUAUGUGGGAUUUAUGAAAGACGGGGCGCAGUGGCUUGUAGAUAACACUGACAUUAAACUCGUUGGAAUCGAUUACCUAUCUGUUGCUGCUCAUGAUGAUCUAAUUACUUCUCAUCUCGUUUUCUUAAAAAGCAGGGAAAUUAUCCUCGUUGAAGGCCUGAAACUCGAUAAUGUUCGACCUGGAAUAUAUACCGUGCAUUGCUUACCUUUAAGGUUGGUUGGUGCAGAGGGAUCACCAAUUAGAUGCAUCCUUACCAAGUGAUCAGUCGAUCAUUUCCUUGUGCAGCAAAUACUUCUCCUAUAAUCUGAUAUCAGUCACAUAGAUUGAGGAGCUUUCAUUAGGGAAUAUGUUAUAUGGCUGCAGAAAACAUGUCUUUUUGGCUUUUUAAGGUUUCGAGAAGUCUGAGGUUCUUUGUAAUCUAGCAUGAAUAAGAAUUCGUAUAUGGAUGUAUGUUAGCAAUGGAGUGUAUUGGAAUAAUAUGAUAUGGUGUUUGCUGAUUUUUGUGGAUUUGUUGCGUGGAGGAUUUGUGAAA
Molecule: messenger RNA, 1230 nt
Organism: Olea europaea var. sylvestris
Lineage: Eukaryota; Viridiplantae; Streptophyta; Magnoliopsida; Lamiales; Oleaceae
Product: kynurenine formamidase-like
Exons: 6
Coding region: 135-959 (274 amino acids)
Molecular function (GO): arylformamidase activity
Source: RefSeq, a predicted model, not a curated record